Fimicolochytrium jonesii is the source of this 393-nucleotide messenger RNA. RefSeq lists its product as uncharacterized. The transcript is spliced from 2 exons. The record is from RefSeq and is a predicted model, not a curated record. Bases 1 to 393 code for a protein of 130 amino acids. Lineage: Eukaryota; Fungi; Chytridiomycota; Chytridiomycetes; Spizellomycetales; Powellomycetaceae.
AUGACAAUUGCGUAUUCCGGCAAACAAAAGAUUUGGCAUGACUGGUGUACCGCCAGAGGAACGAAUAACCUCGUAUAUGCCGACAAAGUGCUUCUCUGGCUGAAUGAACAUGUCAUCCCGAGAGGAAAACUCAACGGUAUGACGGACGCCGAAGGGAACGCUGUGCCCAUAAAGAGAUCUACCUUGGAACAAUAUGUGAAGGCUGUGGUUGAUUUGUAUGACUCGCAGAAAUUUAUAAUCGAUGUUAUGAAAGAUGCGCCGCACCCUUGCAAUAGUCUGAUUCAAACCGUGCUCAAGAACUAUUCGAAGACGGAGCUCCGAAUCGCGAACGAUUCCAAAGUGGACCGUGGUAUCGGCACAGAGCUGGAGAAAUACGGCUAUAACGAUAAAUGA